UUGACUAACUCCCGCACAGACAGCCUCCCGUCCAGCAAAAGGCCUGGACUAACAACAAAAACCCCAUCACCGGUCGGUCGCAAGUCCCUCAGAACAAGCAGUCUGUGACGAGCUCCCUCCGCGAGGGCCAGCGAGUCCGCAUUGUGCUCACGUCCGGCGCCGAAUUUGAGGGUACAUAUAACAACGGCCCCGAGCCUGCCAGCUGCCGCUUGAGCAUGGUGCAGCAGAAGAAACUCCCGAAUUCCGCAGAUAUCACGAACGGCCCCGGUAAAAGGGAGCAGCAGCAGCCCACCAUGACCAUCCAGCGGAAAGACAUUGCGGAUGCCCGCGUUGUUCCUGCCAGCAACGCCAAGAAUGACAGCCGUGCUCCAAACGGCAAUCGGGCUUCUUUCCGGACAGACACUGCAAUCUCCAACGCGCGACUCGGCCCCGAGAGGAGCUUGAAGGCUUGGGUUCCCGAUGCGGGUUACGAAGUUGAUGGGUCGCUGGAGAAACCCAGCGCUGGUGGCGCCUGGGAUCAAUUCGCCGAGAACGAGCGCCUGUUUGGCCUGAAGACGGACUACGACGAAAAUAUCUACACAACCGCCAUUGACAAGAGCCACCCCCAGUAUAAGGAACGGUUGGCGGCUGCUGAGAGAAAGGCGCGUGAGAUCGAGCGGACUCUUCCCACCACCUCGCAUGUCGCCGAGGAGCGUGUGAUGGACUUCGUUGGUGGCGAGGACCAAAGAGACGAGGAAGACAAGUACAGCGGUGUACGCCGACAGGAUUUCCCGCCAUUGGCGGCCCGGGACAACAAGUACACCCCGCCGGCCCGGCGUGCGCCCACCGGUCAGGCGACCGUUAAGGGUGUUCCAGUUGAUCCUGCUAUCAUCUCGUCACAGCUUAAGAGCACCCCUACCCCGAAGCCCACGCCGACACCGAAGCCGGUUGAGUCGAAAAACCAAGGCACCGCAGAGAAGCCGGCCACCCCAGUCCCAGACAAGCCGGCAGAGUCCAAGGCGGGUGCAGCCGCAGUCGGAGGAAAGGCGCCCGAGAGCAAGGCGGAGACCACUUCGGAUGCGAAGGCAGCGGAGGCCAAAGAUGGCACCGCCGCCCGGCCCUCGGCCACCACUAGCCGCGGUGCAUCCAAGGUUGGCGCUGUCCCCGGCGUGACCGCGAAUGUGGAGCGCGACGUGCUGUCCUCGUUCCGGAACUUCGCGACCACCCAAAGGUUCAUGGCCGAGAAAGUCAGGGCCACAAGGGUCAAGGCCGACAAGGAGGUCAAGCUGACGGAGCUGAAGAAAUUCGCAGAGAAUUUCAAGCUCUUCACCCCCGUCCCCAAGGACCUGAUCUCUAUCAUUGCCAAGGAUCCGGCCAAGCAGAAGCAGAUUCAGGACAAGGCGAAGCACAACAUGGACGAGCUAGCCAAACAGAAGGACGUGACCCCCCAGGAGAAGGAAGCGACGACGUCAAAGGAACCCCAGAGCAAGGGAAGCGCAGACCAAUCUGGUGCCUCGACGCCUGCGGCAACGGUCGAUGCCGCGCGCGGGGGCCCCCGUCCAGCUGCGCCGCCCCAUUCCGGUUCGACCGGAGUCCCCGGCCGUCACCAAGGCACCCGCUCCUCGUACAACCCCCAGUCGCACUAUCAGUACAACAGAAACAACCGACCGCCGCCUCAUGCGGCGCCUCAAAACCAAACGACGGGCCACCUGGGACAGCGGCUUCGCAACGUGGAGCAACAGAAAAUGCAGCACCCUCAUAUGGGCCAGCACCCGCCGCCGGACAUGCGCCUUCCCCCCACCGGCCCGGCCAACAGCGUCGACCCAAGCUUCAACCGCCGCAUGAAUGCUGCUCCGCCGCCCUUCAUGGGCCCCAAGUUGAACCCGAAUAGCCACGAGUUCCGGCCUAACGCGUUUGCGCAGCCCUUCAACCCCGCCGUUCCCAGUUCAGGUUCUUCCCCUCGCUCGUCUGUGAACAACAUUGCCGAGCCACCUGCCCCUCCGGCCCCCAUCAAGGGCCAGCUCAUCCGGCGCAAGACUAGGGCGGUGGAUGUCAAGAAAUGCUUCAUCCUAUCGCACAUCGAGACCAUCCAGCCGCCGCAGGGUCGGAACUGGGAUGACAACGAUGGCCUCAAGCCGUCUUUCGACACGCUCCCGACCUGGCGGCAGCUCCAGGAAGAGACAGAGGCGCCCGACUCGACCAUGCAUCUGACAUACAAGCAGUAUUUCGAGCGCCUGCCCCUCUCGAGCGCCGCCGUCGCCACACCCAACCCCGCCCACGUCAUGCCGCAGGUUGCGCACCAACACCAGCUGCCGUUCCACUUGCAACACGGAGCCCCUAACAUGGCGCCGCGCCAGUCACCACACAUGCCGCCGAUGCAGAUGCACGCUGGCCAGCACGGUCCCGCCCCCCAUGUGCCAUUCAGCAACCCGGAUGAUCAUAGGAUGAUGCAUUCCAACUCGGCACAGUCCUUCGCGUCCCCUAGGAUGGGACCGGUGCCGAUGGCGUAUCCUCCGGCGGUGAAUCCCCAGGGGCAGAUGCCGUACGGCCAGCCGGUUAUGCAGCAGUACAUGAACGGUCCUCAGAUGAAUCAGUUCCGCAGCUUCUCCCACAACCCGCAGUUUAUCCCGCAGCAACCGCACCACAUGGGAGGCCCCAUGAUGGUUCAGCAAGGUUUUAUGGGUCCCAACGGCAUGGUGACAGCGGGGCCGAUGUACCCCGGGGCCCAACCCCAUUUUAUCCCCGCCGGCGCAGGUCCUCCGCAGCCUGUCCCCGGGUCUAACGGGUUCCCCAGCCCAGGCCGGCCGGCCGCGCCGAUGAUGGUGCACCAAGGCUCGCAUCAGGGCUCGCACCAGGGCCAGCAGGCGGUGUACGGCAUGAGCCCCGGGAUGCCGUACCAGCAGCCGGCGUACACGCCACAGCAGCCUCAGGGCAAGUUCUCGGGCCAGCGGCCGCAGUGAGAAACUGCGAAGACGAACUGCAGAGGUCGUGCCGCGGCUUCGUCUACCUGCCUACCCGCCUACCCAUGCACC
This is a messenger RNA of Chaetomium fimeti, 3011 nucleotides long. RefSeq lists its product as uncharacterized. Gene Ontology annotation, molecular function: mRNA binding. The record is from RefSeq and is a predicted model, not a curated record. Gene Ontology annotation, cellular component: cytoplasmic stress granule. Gene Ontology annotation, biological process: cytoplasmic stress granule assembly. Lineage: Eukaryota; Fungi; Ascomycota; Sordariomycetes; Sordariales; Chaetomiaceae. The coding region runs from base 216 to 2939 and encodes 907 amino acids. The transcript is spliced from 4 exons.